Molecule: messenger RNA, 1404 nt
Organism: Panicum hallii
Lineage: Eukaryota; Viridiplantae; Streptophyta; Magnoliopsida; Poales; Poaceae
Exons: 3
Coding region: 170-1303 (377 amino acids)
Biological process (GO): DNA topological change
Molecular function (GO): double-stranded DNA binding
Source: RefSeq, a predicted model, not a curated record
CAUGCACUAGCCAAUUGCCUCGACCGAGGUCAAGCUAGCGAGCGAGGCGGGCGGAGACGACGGUCGACGAUGAUAUAGGAGCUAGCUGCUAGCAGUGUAGCUUCUCCAUCUCCGGUCCUGGAGACCUGGACUGCCGGCCGGCCGGAACAAGCUAAGCCUCCAGAACAGCAUGGGGCUGGGGCUCUGGGGCAAGGAGGCCUGCCAGCACGUGGUGUCCUUCCUCAUCGGCGCGGCGCUGCCCACCGCCCUCCUCGUCCUCCUCGCGUCCGACCGCCUCGGCGAGGGCUUGUCCACCAUCUCCAGCAGCUGGGGGCGUACUCCAACCCAGCUGCCGGCCCUGGCUGGCAGCCCGCCGUCUCAGGUGGGCAAUAGUACUCCAGCAGCCGGUGGCGCUGCUCCAACUGCUACCCACGGUCAAGAGUCCGAAUUUGCAGGUUUGGCCGAGCUGCUGCCCAAGGUCGCCACCGACGAGGGGACGGUGAUCAUCACGUCGGUGAACGAAGCGUUCGCGCGGCCCAACUCGCUGCUCGACCUCUUCCGCGAGAGCUUCCGGGCCGGCGAGGGGAUCGAGCACCUCCUCGACCACGUCCUCGUCGUCGCCGUCGACGACAUGGCGUUCGCGCACUGCACGGCCGUGCACCCCCACUGCUACCUCCUCGAGGUCAAGUCCAUGAACCUGAGCUCCGCCAACGCGUUCAUGAGCGAGGCCUACGUGGAGCUGGUCUGGACCAAGCUCUCGCUGCAGCAGCGCGUCCUCGAGCUCGGCUACAGCUUCCUCUUCACGGACGUGGACAUCGUGUGGCUCCGCAACCCGUUCUGGCACAUCAGCGUGUUCGCGGACAUGACGACGUCGAGCGACGUCUUCCGCGGCGACGCCAGCAGCCUCGACAACUGGCCCAACACCGGGUUCUACCACGUCAGGGCGACGGACCGGGCCGUCGAGAUGCUGCGGCGGUGGCGGGCGGCGCGGGCGAGGUUCCCGCCGAACCACGAGCAGGCCAUCUUCAACGAGAUCAAGCGCGAGCUCGCCGGCGAGCUCGGGGUGCGCAUCCGGUUCCUCGACACGGCGCGCUUCGGCGGCUUCUGCCGGAUCUUCCACAGCGACAUGGGCGCGGCGUGCACGAUGCACGCCAACUGCUGCUUCGGGCUCAGCAACAAGCUCCACGACCUGAGGGAAGUGCUCGGGCAGUGGAGGAACUACACCGGCCUGACGCCGGAGGAGAAGAGGACCCGCAAGUUCACGUGGAAGGAUCCCACCAAGUGCGGUACGCCGGACAAGAAGGACCUGUCGAUAAAUCCGUGAGACCCCUGUACAAGCGACCGCUUUAUGUUGCACUACACCUACACUUAUAUAUAGUUGCCGUGAAGAUGGCUUUGAGUUCGUGCCAGAGCUUUGCCAUACUA